This is a messenger RNA of Mycena indigotica, 1026 nucleotides long. Its product is annotated as HpcH-HpaI domain-containing protein. The record is from RefSeq and is a predicted model, not a curated record. Gene Ontology annotation, biological process: oxaloacetate metabolic process. Gene Ontology annotation, molecular function: magnesium ion binding; catalytic activity. The transcript is spliced from 8 exons. NCBI's taxonomy places the organism in Eukaryota, Fungi, Basidiomycota, Agaricomycetes, Agaricales, Mycenaceae. The coding region runs from base 1 to 1026 and encodes 341 amino acids.
AUGUCUUCGUCCAGGACGCGUGACGUCACAUUAGUAAUCAUGAUGCAACUCAAUCUCCUCCGGCCUUUUAUACCGGUAAAUGGUCUACGAUUUCUGACGACUCCCUCGAAUGCAGAAGCCAUAUCACUCCGGCGCUCGCAUCUCUAUGUGCCAACUUCCUCUGACCGGAUGCUGGAAAAAUCACUCACAACCAGUUCGGAUGUGAUAGUCUACGACCUGGAAGAUAGUGUGCCCCCAGCCGCCGCAGAUAAACUGGCCGCACGCAACCGUCUAUCUUCCUUUCUGACUAAACCGGAUUUACCUUCUCGAGAGCGCGUCGCUGUCCGCGUCAACGAUAUCACUACACCUUUUUUCUUGGACGACAUAGCUGCAAUCGCUGCUUCGAAACGCGUUGGUAGUCUAGUUCUUCCUAAAGUUCAUGCCGCGGAAGACCUGGAUGUUGUCUCACAAGCAUUGCAAGCAGCAAACAGAGUCGUAUCCAACUCGCUGGAGCUUAUUGCUAGCAUUGAGAGUGCCCGAGCGUCAGUAAAUCUUGGCACGAUUGCUGGUUGGAAGGCAAAGGACCCACUCGGGGGAACUCUGACUGCACUAUUAUUUGCCGCCGAAGACUACUGUGCAGACACCUCUAUACUGAGAUCACCCUCUCGACGCGAGCUUCUGUACACCCGCUCUUCAAUUGUCAUCGCUGCUAAAGCAUUUGGAUUGAACGCUAUCGACAUGGUUUGUGUCAAUUACAAAGAUCACGAGUAUCUCGAAGACGAAUGCCGAGAGGGCCGGCAGCUUGGCUUCACUGGCAAGCAAGCUAUCCAUCCCAGUCAGGUCGAUGUUAUCCAAUCAACAUUUGUACCGUCUGCUCCAGAAAUCGAACGAGCGGCGAAGAUAGUAAGCCAGAUGGAACAAGAACAUGCCGCGAAUCGCGGUGCUACGGGAUUGAACGGGGAAAUGAUCGAUAUGCCGAUGAUUCUGCAAGCGCAGAAAAUUCUGAGAAUUGCCAGGGCUGCAAACUUAGAUAUUCCCAAGUUCUAG